UAGUGGUAGUCAUGAGCGCGUCCGCUCUUCAUUCUGACCGACUCGGUGGCCUUUAGUCGACCAGGCAAACCUAUCGAGCGAAGAAGUAAGAAGACUCUCCGCGUGUGCCAAGCGGAUAGAAGCUUGAAUGUGACCGAGAAUGCAGCCCGGAACGAGACGCGAGAGAUUCUAUUCGCCGAUAAUAGUGCUACUGUUGUUCCUAUGUUUGAUCGACUGUACCGCCGCUACGUGGAAAAGGCGGGAGGACAAGACCAAGUGUCCCAAAGUAAAGGGCAUACGAAAUUUUGACAUAUCCGAGUUUCUUGGAUCGUGGUACAUAGUGCAGUAUUAUGCAAGCUCGGAGGAAGCACUCGCAUAUAGAUGCAUGCGAGCCGAAUUGUCGAUUUCGCCUGAAAGCACAGAGGUUACCAUGAAUUUCACUUACAGUUUCACCGAUGAUCCGAUUAAUGAGCAACUUGUUGGCAACAUCACUUGGAAGAUUCCUUCUCCAGAAUUACCUGCUCAUUGGGUACACGCUGAAUAUCCAUAUGAGGGCGUGUACAAUACAUACGUACUUGAUUCGGACUACAAAUCGUGGGCAUUACUAAUGCAUUGCGCGGAACAGAGCAAAAGUCCUCGAUAUUUAUCGAGCUUCAUCAUGAGUCGAGAGCCAAGUCUUGGAGCUAACGUUAUUUCUUAUCUUCGCGAGAAAUUGCCCAAGUAUGAUAUCGAUCUGGAGUACAUGUUUGCUAUGGAUCAGAAUCAGUGUAACAAGACAGAAACUUCUGGAAUGGACCUGCUUCUCCCACCUUCGAUAAUACUUAAAAGAAAUAACAUGACACGGAAACAUCCACUGAAAAGGAAGCAUCGACGUAUUUGAAUUUAACAUGGAAUUGUUGUUUAAAUAGCAAUGAAAAGAUGACUAAGAGAGAGGAACAGUUCCUUCUUUAAAGAUGAAAAAUAGAUACGGCUAAAGUUCCUCUGGAACUGUGAAUAAUUAUGUAAACAUUUAGUACAGUAAACUUUCUUUGUGGACGGUCAUGAUAUUAAAUAAAUUAAAAUAUUAAAAUAUUAAA
Molecule: messenger RNA, 1055 nt
Organism: Bombus pyrosoma
Lineage: Eukaryota; Metazoa; Arthropoda; Insecta; Hymenoptera; Apidae
Gene: Karl
Product: apolipoprotein D
Exons: 5
Coding region: 140-859 (239 amino acids)
Source: RefSeq, a predicted model, not a curated record